UACGUUCUAGCUGAACGAACCUCUUCACAAGAUCUGUUCCUGAUUGUUUGCUCAACCUGUUUUUAAAAACCUCAAUCGAUUUGUUAAUAAGAAAAAAAAAGUAUUCAACAGAUUUCAUUCAUUCAUUCAUUCUCGCCAGCCGUCUGGUGAAACGGAAGAAAAUUGCGAAGAUUUACCGGAGUUAAACUUGACAUUUCCACAGUGGGACCAAAGACUUUGACACGGAAUCUUUUGUUGCAAAAAAACCACAGUCCGUAUAUCGCGAGGACUGAUCGACAUAAUAAAUACCGGGACUAAAUAUAAUAACGGUCCCAGCCGUGAGCUUUCUCGGCUAUAUCUGCGCGCCGAUAUAUAUACAUUCUGAUACAAAUUGGGGGAUAAUGUUCUAUAUUAACAAUAAAACGGACCCACAGACGAAGCGCAACCAUGAAUGAACCUCAAUAAAAUUGAAUGCGGUGGAGGAAUCCCGAUUACUACAUAGCGUGCUGCCGAUGAUACGGACGGGACUAAACGACAACAGUUCGUGGAAGACGGAGCUGAUACAGCGCGCGCGCAGACAACCAGCAGCAAUGACCAGACUCUCGGGGGUCGGGGUAUUCUGGGCCCUACUGUCCCUCCUGGCCGCGGUGGGGGCCAGUUUCGGAUUUUACAUGCCAUAUUGGCUGCAGGGACAGCUCAAUGGGAUACCGGUGUAUUUUGGUGUAUUCAGACGCUGCAACUACCCAAGAAGGACUUUUAACGAUGAGUUUGAAAUGGUGGAGCAGUGUGGACGCUAUUCGAGCUUCACGGACAUUCCGAGUCUGUGGUGGCAGGUGGCCACUAUUGCCGUGGGGACGGGAUGUGGACUAGCCGUCCUCAUUGCUUUAAUUGCUAUUCUGGCGAUCUGUAUUAGAGGGAUUAUAUCGCCUUUCAUAGCCAGAAUUGCCGGAGUGUUACAAAUGUGUUCGGGUUUACUGAUUGGAGGAGGUGUUGCUAUUUACCCUCACGGCUGGACCAGCAUGGAAGUACAGCAAGCAUGUGGCAAUUUGUCAGGCUCCUAUAAAUUUGGUACCUGUACAUUCUAUUGGGCCUUCUACCUGACCGCCGGGGGAGCCGCCUUGACCCUGAUCACUGCAAUGUUCUCGUGCUGUGCCAGCACGCCCAAGAGGGACAGACCUUACGAUGACGUAUAGAGGACCCGCGGAUGUCGUCAUCAUGUCGCAAUAUUCUAUACAAAGUCCAAUGAAAUAUAGAAUAGUCUUGGAAUCGUGCGUAGAGGAAAUGAUAUUGUUCCAGUCCCCUCAGUAUUGAAAGUUUCGUGUCUUGACUCCGACAUUGGCAUGCAGAGGCCGUAGUGAUAUGCAUGCAAAGUCAUGUAAUGUCUAGCUGAGACUGACGAACAUGCAUCCAAACCGCAAUUGACCCGAGUGUAGAUUUUCUGCAUUAACAUAUGUUCAGAUAUAUUUUAUUUAAAUGUAUAUUGAAUUAGAUAUUAUUAUACAUGCACAUGUCAGAGAGAGCGAGAGAGAGAGAGAGAGAGAGAGAGAGAGAGAGAGAGAGAGAUGCGUUGAGUGACAGUGACAGUUCUGUGUAGCAAAGCUUUGUUUACAUCCAUGUUCACUCCCGCACCUCUGACAUCAACAUGUUUCUGUGUUGUACAGUACAUAGAAUAUUUGGCUGGAUUCUGUUCCAUUACCUACAUGUACAUUGUUGCACACAGAGUUUUGAUUAAUUCUUUUUUAUUAUUAUUUAUGUUGUAUAUUAAAUUUGAACUGCACGUUGACUUUUUA
Messenger RNA from Magallana angulata, 1769 nucleotides. Its product is annotated as LHFPL tetraspan subfamily member 6 protein-like. Gene Ontology annotation, cellular component: membrane. Lineage: Eukaryota; Metazoa; Mollusca; Bivalvia; Ostreida; Ostreidae. The transcript has 3 exons. The coding region runs from base 492 to 1172 and encodes 226 amino acids. The record is from RefSeq and is a predicted model, not a curated record.